CAUACGUUUAGUACAUGUUCAAUAAACUAUUACUCUAAAUAAAAUUAUAAAAUACUCUUUAAAACAAUGGGUAAAAAGAAGGAAAGCUACAACGAACGAGCAGAUGGUGAUGGCCAGAAUUUCUUCCACAAAAAGCACAAAAAACAUAAAAAACACAAAAAGAGUAAAACACAAUCUCAAGUCUACGAUUCCUCAUACGAUUUCGUACCAGAUGAAGUAGAACAAACUGUUGAAGUUAUGGAAGAAGUAGAAUAUAUGGAAGCAGAUAUAGAACCAGAGAUUAUAUCAGAAAUUGAAGCCGAGGCUCCUACUUCUCCUAAUGUUUCUGCAGCAUCAUCUUCGAUAGUUCCACUAACUCCUUCCUCAGGAAAUUCACUAACAAAGAUUUCAUUUCAUGGAAAAAAUACAUCAUUAACAAAAUCUGCCAAAAAGAAGAAAGGGAAGGGAAAAGAUAGUGGAACAUCUAGCGAAGAAGAACGCUGGUUGGACGCUAUAGAGUCGGGCAAAUUAGAGGAAGUAGAUGAUGAGUUAAAAAAGAUUAAACCGAAAGAUCCUAAACUAAUGACCGCGCGACAAAGAGCUAUGUAUGAACGCAAUUCGGAUAAGGAUACUAUGGCUCCGGGUGGUGAACUGUUGAUGGCCUUGCCAACUGGUUAUAAAGAAAAAGUUCUAACAGCAGAAGCCAUACAAAAGGCACAAUUAAAAUCUCAAAAACGCAAACAAAUGGCUGACGAGAAACGGGAAAAGGAUAAGAAAAAAACGAUGGAACGUUUGCUUAAGAAACAAGACUCCAAAUCAGUAAAAGCCAUUAAAAACAGACCAGUGAAAGCUCAACAUCCAGUGAUCACUUAUAUCAACACGGUUGAAGGUAGUACUAUUUCACUUCCACCGAAUGUUAAUUUUCCGUUAGAACCGCGAACAGAAAAAAAGGUACCCAAACCGAUUUUAUGUGGUAUCCCGAAUUGUAACAAUAUUAAACGUUAUAACUGUUCAAAAACUAAUAUUCCACUAUGCAGCUACCGCUGUUAUAAAAUGAAUGUCGACUCAAUAAAACAAAUAAUUUGCUAGUUAUAUUUAAAAUGUAUUAUUCAUUGUGUUUUGUUUAAAA
Messenger RNA from Sabethes cyaneus, 1108 nucleotides. RefSeq names its product INO80 complex subunit B. Lineage: Eukaryota; Metazoa; Arthropoda; Insecta; Diptera; Culicidae. The transcript has 2 exons. The record is from RefSeq and is a predicted model, not a curated record. Gene Ontology annotation, cellular component: Ino80 complex. Bases 67 to 1068 code for a protein of 333 amino acids. Gene Ontology annotation, biological process: chromatin remodeling.